Messenger RNA from Loxodonta africana (African savanna elephant), 7248 nucleotides. RefSeq names its product plakophilin 4 (gene PKP4). Gene Ontology annotation, biological process: cell-cell adhesion; cell-cell junction assembly. Bases 115 to 3696 code for a protein of 1193 amino acids. Gene Ontology annotation, cellular component: adherens junction; plasma membrane; cytoplasm. The transcript has 22 exons. NCBI's taxonomy places the organism in Eukaryota, Metazoa, Chordata, Mammalia, Proboscidea, Elephantidae. The record is from RefSeq and is a predicted model, not a curated record. Gene Ontology annotation, molecular function: cadherin binding.
GCCCCUCGGCCGCGGCACUUUCUUAAUUUUUCGGGUGCCGCAGCGGCGACCCCUCGGUGCCGAUGUCCCUGGUUCCCGGAGCGACGACGGCCGCUGCCUAACCUGGAAAGAGGAAUGCCAGCUCCUGAACAGGCCUCUUUGGUGGAGGAGGGGCAACCACAGACCCACCAGGAAGCUGCCUCCACUGGCCCAGGCAUGGAACCCGAGACCACAGCCACUACUAUUCUAGCUUCCGUGAAGGAGCAGGAGCUUCAGUUUCAACGACUCACCCGAGAACUGGAAGUGGAAAGGCAGAUUGUUGCCAGUCAGCUAGAAAGAUGUAGGCUUGGAGCAGAAUCACCAAGCAUCGCCAGCACCAGCUCAACUGAGAAGUCAUUUCCUUGGAGAUCAUCAGAUGUGCCAAAUACCGGUGUAAGCAAACCUAGAGUUUCUGACACUGUCCAUCCCAACACGUAUCUCAUUCGGACAGAGCCAGAACAAGGGACCCUCUACUCACCGGAACAGACAUCUCUUCAUGAAAGUGAGGGAUCAUUGGGUAACUCAAGAAGUUCAACACAAAUGAAUUCUUAUUCCGACAGUGGAUACCAGGAAGCAGGGAGUUUCCACAACAGCCAGAAUGUGAGCAAGGCAGAUAAUAGACAACAGCAUUCAUUCAUAGCAUCAGCUAAUAGCCAUUUGGUUAGGAAUUCAAGAGCUGAAGGACAAACUCUGGUUCAGCCAUCAGUAGCCAAUCGGGCCAUGAGAAGAGUUAGUUCAGUUCCAUCUAGAGCACAGUCUCCUUCUUAUGUUAUCAGCACAGGCGUGUCUCCUUCAAGGGGGUCACUGAGAACUUCUUUGGGUAGUGGAUUUGGCUCUCCAUCAGUGACCGACUCCCGACCACUGAACCCGAGUGCAUAUUCCUCCACCACAUUACCCGCUCAGCGGGCACCCUCGUCAUUCUCCGCACAGAGACCCGCCUCCCCAACAGCUGUACGACGGAUUGGGUCCCUCACCUCUCGGCAGACCUCCAGUCCCAACGGACCAACCCCUCAAUACCAAACCACUACCAGAGUGGGGUCCCCACUAACACUGACAGAUGCACAGACUCGAGUAGCUUCCCCAUCCCAAGGCCAGGUGGGGUCGUCGUCCCCCAAACGCUCAGGGAUGACUGCCGUACCACAGCAUCUGGGACCUUCACUGCAAAGGACUGUUCACGACAUGGAGCAAUUCGGACAGCAACAAUAUGACAUUUACGAGAGGAUGGUUCCACCUCGGCCAGACAGCCUUACGGGCUUACGGAGUUCAUAUGCUAGUCAGCACAGCCAACUUGGGCAAGACCUUCGUUCAGUUGUGUCUCCUGACUUACACAUCACUCCUAUAUAUGAGGGGCGAACCUACUACAGUCCAGUGUACCGAAGCCCAAACCAUGGAACUGUGGAGCUCCAAGGAUCACAGACAGCCUUGUAUCGCACAGGCUCAGUAGGUGUUGGAAAUCUGCAAAGGACGUCCAGCCAACGAAGUACCCUUACAUACCAAAGAAAUAAUUAUGCUCUAAACACAACAGCCACCUACGCCGAGCCCUACAGGCCGAUCCAGUACCGAGUGCAAGAGUGCAAUUAUAACAGGCUUCAGCACGCAGCACCGGCUGAUGAUGGCACCACUCGAUCCCCAUCAAUAGACAGUAUUCAGAAAGACCCCAGGGAGUUUGCCUGGCGUGAUCCUGAGCUGCCUGAAGUCAUUCACAUGCUGCAGCACCAGUUCCCGUCGGUACAGGCAAAUGCGGCAGCCUACCUGCAACACCUGUGCUUCGGUGACAACAAAGUGAAGAUGGAGGUGUGUAGGUUAGGAGGGAUCAAGCAUCUGGUUGACCUUUUGGACCACAGAGUUUUAGAAGUUCAGAAGAAUGCUUGUGGUGCUCUCCGAAACCUUGUUUUUGGCAAGUCCACAGAUGAAAAUAAAAUAGCAAUGAAGAAUGUUGGUGGUAUACCUGCCUUGUUGCGACUGUUGAGAAAAUCCAUUGAUGCAGAAGUAAGGGAGCUUGUUACAGGAGUUCUUUGGAAUUUAUCCUCAUGUGAUGCUGUAAAGAUGACAAUCAUUCGAGAUGCUCUCUCAACCUUGACAAACACUGUGAUAGUUCCACAUUCUGGUUGGAAUAAUGCUUCUUUUGAUGAUGACCAUAAAAUUAAAUUUCAGACUUCAUUAGUUCUGCGUAACACAACAGGCUGCCUGAGGAACCUCAGCUCCGCAGGGGAGGAAGCUCGGAAGCAAAUGCGAUCCUGUGAGGGACUGGUGGACUCGCUGUUGUACGUGAUCCACACGUGUGUGAACACAUCCGAUUACGACAGCAAGACAGUGGAGAACUGUGUGUGUACCCUGAGGAACCUGUCCUAUCGGCUGGAACUGGAGGUCCCUCAGGCCCGACUGCUGGGGCUAAAUGAAUUGGAUGACUUACUAGGAAAAGAGUCUCCCAGCAAAGACUCGGAGCCAAGCUGCUGGGGGAAGAAGAAGAAAAAGAAAAAGAGGACGCCACAAGAGGAUCAAUGGGAUGGAGUCGGUCCUAUCCCAGGGCUGUCAAAAUCCCCCAAAGGGGUUGAGAUGCUGUGGCAUCCAUCGGUGGUAAAACCAUAUCUGACUCUUCUAGCAGAAAGCUCUAAUCCAGCCACCCUGGAAGGCUCUGCCGGGUCUCUUCAGAACCUCUCUGCUGGCAACUGGAAGUUUGCAGCAUACAUCCGGGCAGCCGUCCGAAAAGAAAAAGGGCUCCCCAUCCUUGUAGAACUUCUGAGAAUGGAUAACGAUAGAGUUGUUUCCUCCGUGGCAACUGCCUUGAGGAAUAUGGCGCUAGACGUUCGCAACAAGGAGCUCAUAGGUAAAUACGCCAUGCGAGACCUGGUCAACCGGCUUCCUGGUGGUAACGGCCCCAGCAUCCUGUCUGACGAGACCAUGGCAGCCAUCUGCUGUGCUUUGCACGAGGUCACCAGCAAAAACAUGGAGAACGCCAAAGCCCUGGCUGACUCAGGAGGGAUAGAAAAGCUGGUGAACAUAACCAAAGGCAGAGGAGACAGGUCGUCUCUGAAAGUGGUGAAAGCAGCAGCCCAGGUCUUGAAUACAUUAUGGCAAUAUCGGGACCUCCGGAGCAUUUAUAAAAAGGAUGGGUGGAACCAGAACCAUUUUAUUACACCUGUGUCAACAUUAGAACGAGACAGAUUCAAAUCACAUCCUUCUUUGUCUACCACCAACCAACAGAUGUCACCCAUCAUUCAGUCAGUUGGCAGCACCUCUUCCUCACCAGCACUGUUAGGAAUCAGAGACCCUCGCUCUGAAUACGAUAGGACCCAGCCACCUAUGCAGUAUUACAAUAGUCAAGGAGAUGCCACACAUAAAGGCCUGUACCCUGGCUCCAGCAAACCUUCACCAAUUUACAUCAGUUCCUAUUCCUCACCAGCAAGAGAACAAAAUAGACGGCUACAGCAUCAACAGCUGUACUAUACUCAAGAUGACUCCAACAGAAAGAACUUUGAUGCAUACAGAUUAUAUUUGCAGUCUCCUCAUAGCUAUGAAGAUCCUUAUUUUGACGACCGAGUUCACUUUCCAGCUUCUACUGAUUACUCAACACAGUAUGGACUGAAAUCCACCACAAAUUACGUAGACUUUUAUUCCACUAAACAGCCUUCUUACAGAGCAGAACAGUACCCAGGGUCCCCUGACUCCUGGGUGUAGCAUCAAGAUGCUCGGUAGAAGAACUCUUUCUUUCUAACCUUGUUUGGACUGAGGUGAAAAGUUCGUCUUGCUGAUUCGAUGGUGAAAUGUGAAAGUGAAAUGGAAGGAACGAGUGAAGAGCAUAUAUAUUUUUUUCUUUUUUGAGGAAUUAUCAGGGAAGUAAGGAAACCUUUGGAAGAGAGGACUUUCUAAACUCUAUUUAGGUGUUAGGUCUAAUUAUUUGUAGAGUCUGUAGUCUGGUGAAGGUGUGGGCAAUGUGAUGAGAGGCUUGAGAAAUGGGUGAAAUGAGAUGGGGAAUGUGUAGGUCAAAUCAAAUUGAAGAUGAUUUUUUUAAUGUGAAUAAAGUUAUGUUCUGAUAGUUUGUACAGAAGAAUUAAAUGGAUGCCCUUCAUGUUUUAUUGCUAUUACUAAAUGUCAAGAUUGUAUGCUAUUAUGUCUUGUAAAUUUAUUUUGUUGGUGUAAAUAUGGAAAUGCCACAUUGGUUAAGUGCCAUCAUUUGUAAUGCAGUGUGUCAUUUGAAAAGAGAUUUGAAGAAACAGCUUAUAAAACAAUGGGAAACUCAAGGAACUGUUAGCAAUUAAAAGCAAACUGCAACAUCCUUUGUUUUCAAAAUGAAUAGUGUACUUUUGAAGCACAAAGUCCAGUCUGGUAUAGCAACGCCACGCCCAUUCCCUGCCUCUUUCAUAGGACACUUCACUGCCAUUUUCUAUGCACAUAGAAGAAAAAUAAAUGUGGAAAUUUCAUCCUUGGAUAUUUGUUCCCUGUUCUUUUUUUAUUUUCUGUAUGUAACAUGGAAAAGCAGAUUUAAUAAAUGUGAAUCUAGUUGCAUGUUGUAAACAACUUAAAUAUAUCCACCUAUUUUAGGUGUUGCCUAGUUUUGUAUAGUUAAUACACUUUGAGAGAUGGGCCAUACCACAGACUGGAGCUAUGAACUUUCCUCCUCUUUAUCUAAGUGUUUUUAUUUCUGAGGAAGGGUCUGUUUUGGAUCUAAUGUACUCUACAGUUUAUCAUGUUUUUUUUCAGACUGUAUAUUUAACACUACUUUUCACAUAACAGAAAUUACAUCUGGCACCCUAGGCCUGACUAAACUAGCAGAGGCUCCUUUGGCAUCAUUUUUAAUAAGAACUCACUAUCAACAUAAAGAACAGUGGUUGAGAUUGCUUUGGUUGCUACCAAUGUAAUAAACCCCAACAAACUCUAAAUACUUAUCCUGCUGAGUAAUUUCAUGAGAUAUAGUAAUCCCUGAAGUAGGGAUGGGGUAACGGAAGCGCCAGAGAUGGAAGGUGAGGAUUCCAGUAAUACUGAGCAGCAUUACUUGUUAGUUUUUCUCCAUCUGUGGAAACAAUGAGGAGCACCAGCUCCAGGAGACCCAAAGUCUGAGUUCCUCCAGGUCUUGCAGUUUCCCCCAGUAAAGCCCCAGCUCCUGGAUCUUGCACAGAAACCUAGGAAACAACUCAUGUGGCAAAUCAAACCCAAAAGUGUUGACAUGGCACAGUCUAUUCUAUAAUCAUGAUACAAAUCAUAGAUUAAGCAUUUGUACUUAAUGUUUGUGAGUAUUUGGAAAGAAACCCAAGGGAAAAUUGCUCUUCCUCGCUGAGUGGGUUACAACCCAUAGAUUGGGAUCCAACAUGAAAUGGAAAUACAUGUUCAAGCAGGAAGGAGGGGAAACAAUUAGGUGCAGGUUUUCUGAAAUGACACUCAAAUCAGCUCACAAAGUCAGACUACAGCUUCCAGAGCCCUGCCUCCUCAUACAGUCUACAGAGUUCGGGAAACAGCCCAUGUUAGAGAGCUGAAGUUGCUGGAUUUUCCCCAGGAACUGGCAUCAGGACUUUUAAAAUGUCUGGUAUCUAUUUGGGCUUUGAGUCUCUGCCUUCCCUGAACCUGAAAUUUUCAUAUCUGGGUUGAAGCUGAAAGCCCUCAUUCAGGAAAACAGGGGAGUCUGGGGCUGGUCUGAGCUGAUUGACAGCAACUGACUGUUGCCUUUAGUGACCCCAGUAGUCUUUACGGUAGCUCAGUGGGCCCAGGUCCCCCACUGUGACAGGAAAUACUUCAACAACUGACCCAAAUUUGGAUUGGAAAGAACUCUGCACUUGGGCCUCCAGACAGACAUCCUAAUGGGGCCAGAAAGAGAACUAUGGAUGAGGAAAGGGCAGAAGAUCGAUGCCCUUUAAGGACCCUCCCUUGAAACUGAGCAAAGAAACUUCAGACGGAGCCUGAAUGAAACAAAACUGCAUCGUGGAUCAAAAAUUGGCCCAUUCUCCAGGGUGUAGGAAUAAACAAGCUCUGCUAAAACAAAGCCCUAUUGCCACCAAGUAGCAUGCAGAAUUCAGCCCAAAGAAGAGGUCUAUGGUUCUGCUCAGUCAGGGGACAGCCUAUUUCAACCUCUUCCAGAGGAUCAGGGCUGAACUGAACCAAUGUCAGCUAGACAUCAGGCUAGAAUCAUUUGGGGAGCUUUCACAAAUACUAAUGCUGGGCCCCACCCUGACCGAUCAAAAUCUCAGGAUGGGAUCCAGUGAUCGGAAUGUGCGGUCAAGGUGAGAACCACUCAGCCACAUACCCUUCUCCCUCACUACCUCUCUGUCCUGUAACCUGAAAAGUUAGUAGUUGGAGCUGGGGGAAGAAGAGGGUGUUUGCCUGAGAAUGACAGAUUUGAAAUGUUAUAGUUGAGAUCUUAAGUCUUAAAAUGUUAUAAUUGAGUCAGAGAUGUGAGGUUUUCUUUUUGCCAUGGUACGUUUUUUGCCUGUGCACACUUUUUUUAAGUUACAUUCUUUGAAGAUCAUGGACAUGUCAUGAAUAUCAAAAAUGGUGCUUUCACACUCAUACAACUCUUCCAGUGAUUAAUCCUUGGCCAGUGUUGGUUGUCAGCAUUAUUGCUGAUUUUUAGACUGAAAUAUCAGGAUUUCAUUGAGCACUCACUACGUGCUAAGAAUAUGACAUGCAUUAUCAUUUAACUUUCAUGGCAAAGCCAUGAAAUCUGUGCAAAUAUCCUGAAGCAAACUCAGGAGGGUAACUUGCCGAAGAUCACACAAUGAGUGGCAGGGGAAGGUUAGCACUAGUCUACCUAACCACAGUGCCAGGGUUCUUAAAAUUCAGCAAUUUGAGCUCCAACUGAAUUAUUGCUUACUGAAAAUUUUCCAUAAUUGACUUCAAUUUGCUAGAGGAAAUUAUCAGUACUCUAAAGGAACCAAAAAACCUUUGCCAUCAAGGAGGACUGCCCCAUAUGGUUUCCAAGGCUGUAAUCUUUACUGAAGCAAACUGUCCCAUCUUUCUUCUGCGGAGCAGUUGGUGGGUUUAAACUGCUGACCUUUUAGUUAGCACCUGAGUGCUUAACCACUGAGUCACCAGGGCACCUUCCUGUAAAUAAAAAACUACAAUUAUUUGCCAUAUAAUAACCAUAAAAGUGAACAUUUAACUAUUUAAAAAAAUGAAUCCUGCCCAUUCUAGUGUGUGAUGAGUUGGGCUGAGAACUCACCCUAAAAGUACCUUGUGAGCCAUACCUAUUAAUAUAGGCCAAGUUGUCUCUAGACAACCCUCUCAUUCUGGGGCCUCAGU